AUGCUGUGCCGAUUCUUCGGCGGCUUCUUCAGCGCCUGCCCCCUCGCCGUCGUGGCAGCCGUCUUCUCAGACAUGUUUGACAGCCGCCUACGCGGCCUCGCCAUCACCGUCUUCUCCAUGACCGUCUUCACGGGACCCCUGCUUGCCCCCUUCGUAGGCGGCUUCAUCGUCACCAGCCACCUCGGCUGGCGCUGGACCCAGUACCUCCCCGGCAUCUUCGGCGCCAGCGCCUUUAUCCUCGACAGCAUCUUCUUCGAAGAAACCUACCCGCCGGUUGUGCUCGUGGACAAAGCCGCCGAGAUGCGCCGGCGCACGCGCAACUGGGGCAUCCACGCCAAACAGGAAGAGAUCGAAAUCGACCUGCGCGAGCUGCUCGAGAAGAACUUCAGCCGCCCGCUGAAGAUCCUCGUCACCGAGCCCAUCGUGCUUCUCCUCAGCAUCUACCUCGCCUUCAUCUACGGCAUCCUCUACCUCUUCAUGACCGCGUACCCGAUCGUCUUCCAGAACAUCCACGGCUUCAGUCCCGGCGUCGGCGGCCUGCCGUACUUCGGCAUGAUCAUAGGCCAGCUCAUCGGCGGCCUCACGAUCAUCCUGUCCCAGCCGUGGUAUACGCGGAAACUAGCCGCGAAUGGCGACGUGCCCGUGCCGGAAUGGCGCCUGCCGCCCGCCAUUGCUGGUGGCUUCUCGUUCGCCGGAGGACUGUUUUGGUUCGGGUGGUCUGGCUUCACGGCUGAUAUCCACUGGAUCGUACCGACGUUAUCGGGCUUGUUGACCGGGUUCGGUCUGUUGGUGAUCUUCCUACAGGCAUUGAACUAUAUCAUUGAUGCGUACUUACUUUUUGCUGCCUCCGCCAUCGCCGCAAACACUCUCCUCCGCUCCAUCGCCGGAGCCGCAUUCCCCCUAUUCGCAGAACGCCUGUUCGCCGCCCUCGGCGUAAACUGGACCGGCACCCUCCUAGGCUGCAUCGCCCUCGCACUUGCCCCCAUCCCCGUCAUAUUCUACAUCUACGGCGCGCGGAUCCGCGCACACAGCAAGUUUUCCACAAAACACUUCCUGGAGGAUGAAUGA
Blastomyces gilchristii SLH14081 is the source of this 1068-nucleotide messenger RNA. Its product is annotated as MFS transporter, DHA1 family, multidrug resistance protein. The transcript has 3 exons. Gene Ontology annotation, molecular function: transmembrane transporter activity. Lineage: Eukaryota; Fungi; Ascomycota; Eurotiomycetes; Onygenales; Ajellomycetaceae. The record is from RefSeq and is a predicted model, not a curated record. Gene Ontology annotation, biological process: transmembrane transport. The coding region runs from base 1 to 1068 and encodes 355 amino acids.